Messenger RNA from Anarrhichthys ocellatus (wolf-eel), 3664 nucleotides. RefSeq names its product zinc finger protein 503. Gene Ontology annotation, biological process: negative regulation of DNA-templated transcription. The transcript is spliced from 2 exons. The record is from RefSeq and is a predicted model, not a curated record. The coding region runs from base 373 to 2043 and encodes 556 amino acids. Lineage: Eukaryota; Metazoa; Chordata; Actinopteri; Perciformes; Anarhichadidae. Gene Ontology annotation, cellular component: nucleus.
GCGGCAAAGGCUUUAAUCUCGGACUAAUUCAGCUGCUUUUGAAGUGAACAUUUCUACCAGUUCGUACUUCAGGAGUACAGAGCGAGGACCUGCAGACAGACGCACUGAAGGCGCAGCGCUCAUGGUGCAGGACACAGACACGGAUCUGCGAUAAACUCGCACGGUCUCUUGCCAGCUGCCGCGCCUCGCUUCUUUUACCCGGAUUACUCGUUAUUGAACCGUUUUUACGAUUCUUUUUUUUUUUGCACCCGAGAGAGAGAGAGAGAGAAAGAAAGAAAGAGAGAGAGAGAGAGAGAGGGGCUCAGUGUUUUUUUUGAUUUUCUUAAUGAAUCUGACGAAAGCAUUGACGUUUCAUUUCCUGACAAUUGGGACAUGAUCACAUCGCCCUCGGCAUCCGUCUUGAAGAAUAGUGGUAUUUGUUUAGUCUGGGAAAGCAGCAGUUCUCGGAAUAGCAGCUCAGCGAGCAUCAACAAGCCUUUCCUCCACGCCGUACCCCCGUCUCAUCCUCUACGGCAAGCGAACCGACUUCCCAUCAAGAUUUUGAAAAUGCUUACCGCACGGUCGGGACACAUUUUGCACCCGGAGUAUCUGCAGCCUUUGCCUGCUAACCCGAUCAGUCCUAUAGAGCUAGAUGCCAAGAAAAGUCCGUUGGCUCUUCUGGCGCAGACCUGCUCUCAGAUUGGCAAACCAGACCCACCGCCUUCCUCCAAAUUGUCCUCCGUGACAAAUGGAUCUAGUGAGAAGGAAUCUAAAUCUGGUCCCCUGAAAAUGAGUGACAUCGGUGUGGAUGACAAAUCUAGCUUCAAACCGUAUUCUAAGCCUUCAGAUAAGAAGGACUCGUCUUCGGGCGUCUCAAGCGGAGAGAAGUCUGGUUUCCGAGUGCCGAGCGCCACCUGCCAGCCGUUUACGCCGCGGACAGGCAGCCCCAACUCCAGCACUUCCGCGUCCCCGAUGCCGUCCGAUGGGAAGGAGAGGGAUGAAAAGAAAGAGUCUGAUUGUAAUAAAAAUGGCAAUACGGACGGGUCCGGCACCACUAGCCACAACCGGAUAAGUGUGAGUUGUGGCGGAAUUAACGUGGAGGUCAACCAACACCAGGAGACGACGCCUGGCACUAAAACCUCCUCCUCCUCGGACUCACCAUCUGUAACUUCUGUAUCCUCCGCAUCCGUUCUCGGGUCAGGACUUGUGGCACCGGUUUCUCCGUACAAACCGGGGCAGACAGUUUUCCCUUUGCCUCCAGCUGGUAUGGCCUACCCAGGUAGCUUGGCUGGGGCCUACGCUGGUUACCCUCAGCACUUCCUGUCCCACGGAGGGGGCUUGGUGAACGCACAGCUGGCCAGUUCGAUGGGCUGCAGUAAGGCUGGGUCCAGCCCUUUGGCUGGAGCCUCUCCACCGUCCAUCAUGUCAGCCAGCCUUUGCAGAGACCCUUACUGCCUCAGUUACCAUUGUGCCAGCCACUUAGCGGGCGCAGCCAGUGCAUGCUCGCACGAAUCUGCAGCUGCAGCGGCCGCUAACGCCCUCAAAUCCAGCUACCCACUAAUGUACCCGACACACCACAUUCACGGCGUGCAUUCCUCGGCGCCAUCAUUUAGCGGACACCCCCUGUACCCAUACGGGUUCAUGCUCCCCAAUGACCCUCUCCCCCAUAUUUGCAAUUGGGUGUCGGCAAAUGGACCAUGCGACAAGCGUUUCUCCUCGUCAGAAGAGCUCCUGAAUCACCUGAGGACUCACACGGCUUUUUCUGGGGCGGAGAAGUUGAUAUCUGGUUAUCCCGGGUCUUCGUCUCUGGCCAACGCUGCAGCAGCGGCCAUGGCCUGCCACAUGCACAUGCCACAGUCAGGUCCCCCCGGGAGCCCCGGAACUUUGGCUCUGAGGAGCCCGCAUCACGCGUUAGGACUCAGCAGCCGCUACCACCCGUACUCCAAAAGUCCCCUGCCAACCGGUGGCCCGGUUCCCGUCCCCGCUGCCACCGGCCCUUACUACUCCCCAUAUGCACUGUAUGGCCAGAGACUCACCACAGCAUCAGUGCUUGGAUACCAGUGAGGAACAAAAUGACUUUGAAGAGUUUAUAGUACUAAGAAUGCAAAUAUAAAGACUUUUAUAUUAACAGCGCUAAACGUAUGGGCGGGAUCCGUGGACUUCAACUGUAUUUAUUUAUAUGUCGGCUUAAAAGCAGGCGACAAUAGCUGCAAAUGGAAAAUAUUUGAGCAACUCAAAAAGUGCAUUAUGUUGAAACUGAACUCUAUAGGUAAAAUGAAAACACACAUGUUAGAGUACUAAUUAAAGUAGGGGUCUUCAUUUUGAUGUUAAUUUGAAAUUGCUAUGAUUGUAUUUGUUCUUAUUUAAUGUCUCAUUGAGAAGAAAAUAAUUUACAUGCAUGUUUGUUUCUUAAAUUUCAGAAAUUGUCCACAUUUCAAAUUGCCGUUAUUUUUCAGGUGAACACCUUGGAAAGAGAAUUGGUAUUUUUUUGUAUGUAUUCUGGAAAAAAAAUAAGAAACAAUUCUGUUCCAUAUCUCCGUGUGCCUCAUUUUCUGACGUAUUAUUCAGUGUUAAAUAAUAGUUGAAUUUAUAUUCCACUUUCAGUUUUUAAAAUUUGGUUUGUUAAAUUAAUGGGUUCAAGAAAACGUCAUUGAUAAUUUCCGCAACGUGAUAUAUACAUAUGUUCCUGUCAUACUUUUAAAAACAAUGAAUUGCUAUCUCAUCAAAAGUCAUCUUGACGACUUGCUGAUAUAGUUUGCAUCUUUCUUUCCAUUAUAUUAGUUUUUAUGCUAAAUAAUUGAAAAGCUUUAAACGUUUACUUUUAUCAGAGCACGUGUUAAAAACCUAAAUUAAAUGCAACUUCAAUGAGUGAAAAUUGGUUGUGCGUGUGUGAGAGACAGUGUGUGAUGUAUGUGUGUGUGUGUGUGUGUGUGUGUGUGUACACAGAGUUAACCGGGCUUUUGUAUGAGAUCAUUUAGUUUACUGGUGGGUAAUGUUUGUCAAUACGUUUUAUUUGACAGGUGUUGUAGCUUGCUUGCUACUUUACCUGCAUAUAAAUUAACAUCUGUGAAAUACGCCAGAAAAAAAAAAUGUUGGACCAGGACAGAUUUUUCUGUCAUUUUUACGCACAGCAUGCGUUUUAAAAUUGCUCAGAUUAAAAUAUAUUAAAAAACCUUUUACAAUCUUAAGAGAAAGAAGGACGUUGGCUUGAAUCAUUUGCUGGCUUUCUGGUUUAAUGCAAUAGAAAUUCUACAAGCGUUUUCGCACUGCGUGUCUUUUCAUUUCUGCUAAAGCUGUGGGCUGAGAGCGAGCCUCUGAUGCUCCACCAAGGUGAUUCUUCGACUUGGAGGCCAUUAACUGUUUGGUUUUUUUUACUAUAUUAAACUGGUUAUUUUCCAUCAUUAUCAGGAUGUUAUCACUUAAUUUGCAUUUGAUAAUCUCAUCCACCUGUAAAUCUUAAUGUACUCAGCACUACAUUGUUAUUAAAAAAAAAUCUUGUGCAAAGUUGUGGGAUUUUCAUGAAGGAACAAACACUCACGAAUCUUGGUUUGAAUUUGCAAAAAAACAGGCACAUAUACAUUUCUAUUUUUUUAAUUAGAAAUAAUAUCCCACAAGAACCACAACUAAAUUGUUUAUAUUAUGUCGUUUUUUCUAUUUUUCCUGCACAGCGGCAAUAAACGUAUUG